This is a messenger RNA of Lodderomyces parapsilosis, 909 nucleotides long. Its product is annotated as thiamine transporter. The record is from RefSeq and is a predicted model, not a curated record. Gene Ontology annotation, molecular function: thiamine transmembrane transporter activity. The coding region runs from base 1 to 909 and encodes 302 amino acids. The transcript has a single exon. NCBI's taxonomy places the organism in Eukaryota, Fungi, Ascomycota, Pichiomycetes, Serinales, Debaryomycetaceae. Gene Ontology annotation, biological process: thiamine pyrophosphate transmembrane transport. Gene Ontology annotation, cellular component: mitochondrial inner membrane.
AUGGGUAGUGAGCAACGAGAGGACCACUUGAAGAAAGGAUCUAAUGUAUCACCAUAUGAGGCGUUGUUUGCGGGAUCAAUUGCAGGUGGGGUAUCAAGAGCAAUCACUGCUCCUCUAGACACCAUCAAGAUACGACUACAGUUAGAAACGCGAAGUUUUUAUUACAGACAGUCCAUUGCCACAGUGGUUAAAGGCUUACUCAAAAAUGAGGGUGUCAUUGCAUUGUGGAAAGGUAAUGUGCCGGCGGAAAUCUUAUACAUCUUGUAUGGUGGUGUUCAAUUUGCAUCGUACUCCAUAUUGAGUACCAAUCUUUCUCAAUUUGAGCAACAUUUUCGAAUCAACUUGUCACCAUCCAUACAUUCGAUGGUGGUUGGUGCUGGCGCAGGUUUAACAAGCACGCUAGCCACUUAUCCGUUUGACUUGCUUCGCACACGGCUAGUGGCAAACAAAAAAAGAGAUCUUGAUUCAAUGAGUGGUACAAUCAAACAAAUUCUUAAAAACGAAGGAGUGAGCGGUAUGUUUGCAGGUAUCAAACCUGCAAUAAUCUCAGUUGCAUCUACUACUGGACUUAUGUUUUGGUCAUACGAACUAGCAAGAUCAUUUUCUCAGGAGUACAAAAGUAUACCAUUCAUCGAGGGGAUUUGUGGGUUCAUUGCUGGCGUAACCUCCAAAGGUAUAACGUUUCCAUUAGACACGUUGAGAAAGAGGUGUCAAGUUUAUGCUGUUGUUCACGGGACCAAGCCUAUUAAUGCAAUGAAACUUUUUGUUGAAAUAAUCAAGAAAGAGGGUGUAUUAGGUCUAUACAAAGGGUAUGGAAUCAGCAUUUUGAAAACAGCCCCUACCAGUGCUUUGUCUUUGUGGAUGUACGAGUACACCAUUUCAUUUAUGAAAUCUACUCCAUUUGUGUGA